Molecule: messenger RNA, 411 nt
Organism: Pseudopodoces humilis (Tibetan ground-tit)
Lineage: Eukaryota; Metazoa; Chordata; Aves; Passeriformes; Paridae
Product: waprin-Enh1-like
Cellular component (GO): extracellular region
Molecular function (GO): peptidase inhibitor activity
Source: RefSeq, a predicted model, not a curated record
CAGCUCUCAGGGACACGGCAGGAUGAAGACAGUGGCCGCCCUCCUCCUGGUGGGGAUGCUCAUCCUCUGGGCAGAGCUGCCAACAGGCAGUGCCUGGUCCUGUCCCCCCGUCCGCUUCACCUGCGCCCUGCACAACCCGCGGAACCAGUGCCUCUUGGACCGGCACUGCCCCCGCGGCAAGAAGUGCUGCCGCUCCUUCUGUGGGAAGAAGUGCUUCUCCAGACCAUCUUCCAUCUCCUAUGUGUGAGCUCCAGCUUCCAGGAUAGACUGAGGGUCAUCUCAGCAUUCCCAUCCCACCUCAGCUCCAGGAUCCCUCUGUGACAGCUGCUGCACAGCGCUCUGUGCCACCUCCUUCCCUCUCCCUCUGUUCCCCCACUGCUCUUCUAACAAAUAAAAGAGGCUUUUCCCAGG